This is a messenger RNA of Aureobasidium uvarum, 1881 nucleotides long. Lineage: Eukaryota; Fungi; Ascomycota; Dothideomycetes; Dothideales; Saccotheciaceae. The record is from the annotation of a GenBank genome assembly.
GCGCUGGACAAGCUGUCGGCUCACAUUGCCAGAGCGAUCACGCAGCAAAUCGCGACGGUUAGCGCGUCAGGCCAAGCUCCACCGGCGGUGUGCAAGCUCGACUUGAAAGGAUAUAUUGACGGUGAUGUUUCGUCGUCUAUUGACUUUAGUGGAAGGGGUUCUUCUGCUGCCGCUACGGAACCAUAUGUUGAAUCCUCGGUUGAGCUGAGGCAGACCGAGCCGACUCAUGUGGGCAAUGAAGUACAGCCUUCUGAGAAUCAUGUCCCGAGACGAAGUAGCCGGUCACGACGUGCUUUGAACAAUGACUCGGACUCGGAAUCGUCGAAGCGUCGUAAGAUCACAGGCGGACUGAGAUUACAACGACCAGCUGGAUCAGCAAACCAGAGCAUGUCUCCUGAGCGUGGAGAGAGCGAGCAAGCGCCCGUCCGCCGUCUCCAGGCAGAUGUCCCACAAAAACCACAAAGACGGACUACGCGAGACGAACCUGCCUUGCGGCCUUCUACCUUGAGCAAAUUGAUCGUGGGUAUUUGGGAGCAGGUGUUUAGUAGCAUGAGUUUCGAUAUCAGUGUCGUGUCCAGCGAAUGGCGAACAACUGGAUUCAACGCCCAUCGAUCACUCAUCACGGAUAUGGCUCAGGAAGGUCAACCACCCAGCGCGGUACAGGUGCCGCCAGCUACAGCACCGGAGAGGACUUUUACCCGGAUGAACUUGUUGUGUCGAAAGAUCAGUCAAGCCAGCCGAUGCUCACGAGCACUUGAAGUUGUGGUACAGGCUUCUUGGAUUGAGCACUUCGACAGACAGGUGCAGGAGAUUGCCAAGGAGAAUCCUCAACUAUCAGCUACUAAGGCAAGGAUGAAAGCACUUGCUCAAGCGUGUUCUGAGAUUGGUUGGAGUGAAAAGGAGAUUCGCAACAAGAUGGCCAUCUGGCGUGGCUACAAAGAGAUCAAAGACCAUGGCGGAUGGGUAUGUCUGGUUUUUGCAGGAAUGGGCAUCUACAGAUUCUGCAAAUAUCGCAUUGGCUUUGACCCAGAGUCUAUGGCAAUCCUCAGACGGUCACGUGCCAGGUUUGAAGUGGCCGCUGAUACAUUGGUUCNNCACCCGUAUUGGCGAGACCUGCUUGCAAUUGUCGGCGACCCGUCCUCUCGCGUCUACACUGGCCAUCCCCAUGACUGGGUUGUCUCAGACCACGACGAUCCAGUUCCACUCAAACAAACAUACUUACAGUAUGAUCCGCAGUUUUCUUUUACACACUUGGACUCAUCCGUCGUGGACCCAUAUGCCUUUGGCGCCAAUGACCCUCGCCAAAUUGCAGUAAAUUCACACCAAGCAGCGCACAUCUGCAGCGUAUGUGGAGAAAAACAAUCAGAAGAUGUGACGGAAAGCACCUGUCGCUGUUUCCCGAACCUGUUCGGCAGUGAUCAUCUACCCAUGGCCCCUGUCCAGAUCUUCCGCACAAAGAAUGGACGCAAUAACGGGCUCAUGGCAUGUUGUNGUAACCACCAGCCCUUCGAACGCGGCGUCGCGAUCGGCGAAUUCACCGGUCUCAUCACAAAAGGCCUCGAAGGCAUGGACGUCAUGCAAGCCGAAGCCGAGCAACGCUACCAGAUCUACCAAGGCCGCGAAGGCAACUACACUCGUUUCGUCAACCACUCUUGCCGUCCCAACUCCCAAUUCCAGCGUUUUGUGUGGUUGGGCACGCAAAGAAUUAUUCUUGUGAGUAGGGGUAUUGAAGCCGGUCAGGAAAUCACGGUGGAUUAUUCGGAUGCUUAUUGGAGGAAUUUGCCAAAGAUUUGUUUGUGUCAGGAGAGUUGUUGUAGGUUCAAGGAUAGGGAGAGGGGUNUGCAGCAGAGGAUUGAGACUGCGACUGCUUCGCCUGCGUCC